This is a messenger RNA of Lates calcarifer (barramundi perch), 2912 nucleotides long. Its product is annotated as insulin-like. The coding region runs from base 1996 to 2331 and encodes 111 amino acids. Gene Ontology annotation, molecular function: hormone activity. Lineage: Eukaryota; Metazoa; Chordata; Actinopteri; Centropomidae. The transcript is spliced from 2 exons. The record is from RefSeq and is a predicted model, not a curated record. Gene Ontology annotation, cellular component: extracellular region.
AUAACUACAGUAAUGAAGUAAAAAACUGUACUAAAGGUAUGUUUUAGACUGUAUGUUUUUAUUAUUCUAUUUUGUAAAAAUUCCUAACAAAUAUAGUUGUUUUUUUUAUGAUUUGUAAGGAAAGGGAUAGACAGACUGCGUUUUUCUCACGAGUCUUUACUUGUGCACAGAGCCUCACCUUAAACACACCAGUAGUGGUCACUAAUAAGCCUGGAAGUCCUCUAAUCUACACUAUGUGAUCGGAACGUGACAUAUGGUGCCUGUCAGCCUGAGAACAGUGCCAGUCAGGUCACCACACAGCAGGGGUUGAAAUGGGUAUCACCCUCAGUGACUGCCUUCUCAACUUUAUCCCAACUCUGCUGCACACUCCACACUCAGUUAAAUGACUUAGUGCCAAUCAGGAGCAGAUCAACAUGCUGACAGGUCAGGGUGUUAAUGAGAGUACUUUGGCGUUUUCCGCUGAGGCUGACAAAGGCCAGGUGGACAUGGGGAGUUAUAAAGGGGAAAGGUAGCCAAGUGGAGAUGUUCUCUGUACCUGUAUAGUCCUACAGGCCCAGUCCCUAGGCCCUUUUCAUCUGUAACUACAAGCUGCUCUGCUGCACUGAGGCCUCAAACACAGGUAAGCACGUUUCUCUCCAUUCCCUCGUGAUUUCAACUUUUUAAAUUUAUGUGUAUAAUAACCAGGAUGAAAGUAAAGAGUAGCACAAGCAGGGAUCUAUAAUUCAACCAAUCUACUGUGCCAAGGAGCCUGGCGUACAGCCAAGAGGGAUAGAGGAGUGGCAGGCCAGAUAGAGCACUCUGCCAAUGUUGUAAUGCCUGGCACAGGUGCAUUGUUAAAGACACUGUUAAAAUGAUUCAUUUUCAAUCCAAUAAUCUGCCGUACACUAUAAGAUGUCCACAAAAGUUCUAUAUAGCUUCUAAAUUACUGCUAAAUAUGUUUUUCACCUUGAAACAGGAGCUGAACUUCAAACCCGGGAGAAUAUCCAUCACAAAUGGGAUUUCACUAAUAACACUGAAAACAAUUCUGUAAUCUCGGACAGAUCAUUCCCAGUAUUGAGCAUCAUAGCUGCUAAGAUGGACAGCGAGGUGGGGACUGACCUUGAGGAUACCCCGACAGUAUCCACAAUGCUGAUUUUGAGACAUAGACCGUCUUUCUAGCUUGUAACAGAUGGUGCUAAGAUAAAGUAAGGCUCACGUGGGGAUAAAAGUAAAGCAAAAGUAAAUCAAAAUUAAAUCAUUUUUCAAUUUACUUCUAUAAGAGCUGUGUGGAAAUAACAUUAAACAUAACUUGGAUGGAUGGAAGAUCUCUAAAAUGCUGUUUGUAAAUAUGAACUAUGAAAUCAGAGGUAGCAUAGUUUUGGGGUAGACACAGACAGAACAUUAAAGUAGUAUCAUUACCACAUCACCUUAAGUGAAGAUCAGCUUAAUGAACACCAAGGUCAUCAAGAUGUAACUGUGAACUCGACCCUUUUCUUAAUUUAUAAUCUCGUCUACUUAGGCUUGUGCAAAUUUGUAAGAUUUGGAGACUUUGAGUCAGAUAUCAUCCAAUGACUUUUCUACAGACCUUGUUUCACUGAGGCGUUUCAUCCUGGCCUUUGAUUUCCAAUGAAAGAAUGAAUUAUUCAGUUUUCGGCUCACUUCAAAGCCCUUAUUUUGAGUUGGGGUAUUGCUGCGUGCCUUCUGUGUUGUCUCUGUGCUAUUAUACUCUCAAGGCCUGGAGCUAUUUCAGAGGAACACUGCAAAACAUCUAUAUCUAGAAAUAUUAAAACAAAGUGGUCUUGUAAUGCCUGAGUGUCAUCAAGAAAGGUCUGAUCAAAUUUGAACAUCGCUUCAUUCUUUAGCUUUAAACCACUCGGUCCAGCGGUAUUAAGUAUUAAUGGAUGGCUUUAGUCUAACUCUUUGUCUUUGAAACCUAACAUGAUAAAAAUUUGACCAGAUGUGCGCUAUUCUGUGUGAACUUCUCUUUUUUUUGCUUGCCCAAGAGGUCUCCCUCCUAUGGCCAGGGUACCAUGGGCAGUGUCAAUGAUGCUACUGCUGAUGCUCUACUCCCACGGGGUGUCCUCGGCCCCCGCCCAGCACCUCUGCGGCUCCCACCUGGUGGACGCCCUCUACUUUGUAUGUGGAGAGCGGGGCUUUUUCUACAGUCCAAACCGACCCCACAAGAGGGAUCUGGAACAUCUGCUCGGGUUCCUGUCUAAAAGGGCCAGACAGGAGCAGCGGCUGUGGAAGGCUCUGUCUGGCCGUGAAGAGCCCAAGGUGAAGAGAGGCAUCGUGGAGCAGUGCUGCCAUAAGCCAUGCAGCAUUUACCACCUGGAGGGCUACUGCGACUGACUUGCCACCUCACAACUAGCACCACUCAUAGCCUGUAAAAAGGUCCCGAAGUCAAUUUCUGGCCCGAUACUUGCUGGCUAUGUCUUAUCAACUGAAGGAAAUAAAGCUUCAUGACCCAUAACCCAAGGCUCCUCUCUGCAGAGAUGUGAAUUUGUGUUCUUUGUGGCUGGUAUACAGUGUGGAUGAAACAUGGGCUGCAAUGGCCUUUUGCUUAGCUCCAACCUGUGGCUGCAGUCCUACAGUGCACUCUACUGGCAGAGGACAGACAUGACUGAGAAGAUCCGAGCAACAGAGGCUUAGUUCAUAUCAUUUUUAUGUAAAUAACUCUCAGUAACACUUUUGUUUAAGAGGAGAGUUAAAAUCUGUCUUUAUUUACAAAGAUGAAAGGUUUAAAAAGAGCUAUUCCAUAUAAAAUGGUCACUAGAUCUGUUGCCCUAAGAGUUGCUGAGAAAGGUACAAAGGUUAAAUUUCAAAAUACAUUUUAGAGUUAAAAGCAUCUUGCAUUUUUAUGCCAACUACACUUCUGUGCUCUGAAUAAGACUUGCAUCCACCUAUUUCUAUAUGUCCUCAUUAUUUUCACA